Messenger RNA from Rotaria sp. Silwood2, 378 nucleotides. Lineage: Eukaryota; Metazoa; Rotifera; Eurotatoria; Philodinida; Philodinidae. The record is from the annotation of a GenBank genome assembly.
AUGACUGCUGCUGGUGGCUAUAUGCAAGGCAGGAGUCAUAGUCCAUUGUCAUGCUGGCCCGAUAUGCCUACGGAUGAAGUACUUGAAUAUGACGUUGUGAUUGCCGAUAGUCGACGUCUAACAGUGAUUCUUUGUGAAUAUGGGGAUUUAUUCUGCGCAUUGGAUGGUAGAGGCCCUGGCACUUAUGCUGUUGUUAUUUCGGUUGUCUUGCGAACAUUUCCAACGCCAUACAUUGUUGCUGGUCUGCUGAAAAUCAAAGCAUCAAAUGAUACUCGUUAUGCACAAUGGAUUCGAGGUUUUGCCCGAUGGUUACCUAGUUUAGCUGCUUCUGGAUGGUCGGGCUAUUUUAGUAUGAUAACAUCCAAAGUCAAAAUUUGA